This is a messenger RNA of Rotaria sp. Silwood1, 528 nucleotides long. The record is from the annotation of a GenBank genome assembly. Lineage: Eukaryota; Metazoa; Rotifera; Eurotatoria; Philodinida; Philodinidae.
AUGCAUAAUGCCUCAUUAAAUAAUACUCUCAAUCGCAGUGUUUGUUUAACACAAAUUAAAAAAUUAAUUAUUGAUAAGAGUCAUUUAAAUUGUGAUCAAAUUAUUGAAAUAUUAAAUUUGGUAUCUAAUUGUAAUACAUUAAUAUUGCAUACAAUUUUAUUUGAUAAACGUGAUUCUAUGUCAUUAAAACAAAAUGAAAAUUCUCAAUUAAUUUCAAAUACAAAUAAUAUGAAAAAUAUUACAAUUAAACAUAAAUGUUCAUUAAGAAAAGUUAAAUUAUUAAUUAAUCUCUGUUCUCAAUUGGAACAUUUAACUAUGGAAAUAUCAUAUCAAUCUCUUAUAUCAACUGUUAGAUUCUUAUUACGAAAAAAGAAAAAUAUUAAUACAAUUCGUCCUUUAUUUUCAUUAUAUUUCUUAAAAAUAGGAAUAAUAGGAACUGAACAAUUAAAGACAUUAAUCGAAUCAGAGAAAUUACUGGAUGAUUAUAAAAUAAAAAGAAUUCAUGAUAAUUGUUAUCUAUGGUGGUAA